AUGGGAAAGUUGGGGGAGCACGAGGCCAUGGCCGAUGCCGCCAAGUCCCGGCUGGUGACGGACAUUUGCUCCGCCUCCAACCACGCGAUCGCAUGCUCCCACAGGACACGUCGUGGACCGCCCUGCAUCGACUGGUAUCGCCUUCUCGGAGUAGAAGAGAAUGCAGAGCUGGAUACCAUCCGGAAACAGUACCAUAGGCUAGCGUUGCAGCUUCAUCCAGAUAAGAAUCAUCAUCCGAAAGCUGAGCAUGCAUUCAAGCUCGUCUCAGAGGCAUAUUCGUGUCUAUCUGAUGAUGCAAAGAGGAACGCCUUCAACCUGGAGAGAUGGAGAAACCUGUGCUUGGACUGUCAGAGAAUCCCACACACAAGCUCAGCUUUUUCAAAGCCCACAGAUGGAUCAAAACCCCGGAGAACUUUAUCUGGAUUCAAGGACAUCAGAGAGAGGUUCAAAGAGGAAGCCAGGGUGAUAGAGAGGUGCUUGAGAGCCGCCGCAGCGCUGAAGCAGGCAACCAUCAACAUUUCAUCGAACACCACGCGUGCAAGCAAGACCCGUCUCGGCAACGCCCACAAAGAGAGCCCAAUCUUCGACCCGUCGCACUAUAAGGCUGAUGGGUAUCCUCAUUUGAGGACCAGGAUGUACAAGCAUUCAGACAACUUUCGGUGCUCUAGUCUGAGAGAGAGAAACAAGGGCGCAGAGUUUGGUUCUCCAAUCUUUAUGGGCAAGAAAACAUCAGCAGAGAAGGGGUUGAGCAGCAGAUCGGUUUGUCUCCGUUCUUGA
Syzygium oleosum is the source of this 777-nucleotide messenger RNA. RefSeq lists its product as uncharacterized. The record is from RefSeq and is a predicted model, not a curated record. The coding region runs from base 1 to 777 and encodes 258 amino acids. The transcript has 4 exons. NCBI's taxonomy places the organism in Eukaryota, Viridiplantae, Streptophyta, Magnoliopsida, Myrtales, Myrtaceae.